Messenger RNA from Acanthosepion pharaonis, 456 nucleotides. Lineage: Eukaryota; Metazoa; Mollusca; Cephalopoda; Sepiida; Sepiidae. The record is from the annotation of a GenBank genome assembly.
AUGUCUUUGGUUUUACUUCGACCUUUCUUUUUUCUUUUUCCUUCUUUCUUUCUUUUUCCUUCUUUUUUUCAUUCUACUGCUUUCACUUUCCCUUUAAUUCCUUUUCUUUCUUUCUUUCUUUCUUCUAUUUCUUUCUUUCGUUCUUUCAUUCUUUCUUUCUUUCUUUUUCCUUCUUUCUUUCUUUCUUUCUUUCUUUCUUUCACUUUCUUUAAUUCUUUCUUUCUUUCUUUCUCUUUCACUUCUUCUUUAAUUCUUUCUUUCUUUAUUUCUUGCUUUCUUUCUUUCUUCUAUUUCAUGUCUUUCGUACUACUUCGACCUUUCUUUCUUUCUUUUUUCCUUCUUUCUUUCUUUUUUCCUUCUUUCUUUCUUUUUUCAUUCUGUGCUUUCACUUUCCGCUUUAAUUCUUUCUUUCUUUCUUUCUUUCUUUCUUUCUUUCUGUGCUUUCACUUUCUUUAA